Molecule: messenger RNA, 1839 nt
Organism: Cuculus canorus (common cuckoo)
Lineage: Eukaryota; Metazoa; Chordata; Aves; Cuculiformes; Cuculidae
Gene: B3GNT9
Product: UDP-GlcNAc:betaGal beta-1,3-N-acetylglucosaminyltransferase 9
Exons: 3
Coding region: 590-1834 (414 amino acids)
Cellular component (GO): membrane
Molecular function (GO): hexosyltransferase activity
Source: RefSeq, a predicted model, not a curated record
UUUUGAACUGAUGAAGUCCUCACCGAGCUGUGUGCUUGGUCCCUCGACACCUCCCUCGCAGCGCAGAUGCCCGUGUGCAGCAAGAGCCGGGGCGGUGGAGGCCAUCCACACUCCCCAGCCAGCCGAUCACGUGUCAGGCGCUUGGAAGCAGACCCAGGUCCUUCCCCCAGCGCGGUCGCUCCUUCCACCACGCUCCAGAGAGCCAUCGCGUGCAAGGAGGGCUCCCAGCGCUUCGCCUCAGGCCCCGCUGGCACACGCGCCCCUACCUGCAGGCGCACGGGCGCGGGGAGGCUCUGCUGGCUCUCAGCGUGAAGACGGCCCACAGUGCGGGUAAGGAGCGCGGUUCACUCAGCGAGGAUUUCCUCGGUCUCGCUGAAAGGCUGAGGAAUGUCUAACGCUAACUACAUCCAGAUGUGCCUACUUGGCAGCCCGCUGCCGAGACAUUACCGAGGGGACGCAGGAUCAGCACUAUCAAAUAGGAUAUGAAGAACUGAUCAGAUGAAACAGAAGAUCUCAAGGCAAAGUAUGGACAUUAGUUACAGGCAGCUCAAACUCAGCUUUUAACAGUCCCAGAAACACUGUGGAGACAAUGAGAGUUCGGCUCAAAGGUGACGCGAUCUGUACCCUUGUCCUGCUGGUAGCACUUUGCUCUUUACUCUACUCCCAACUGGAACAUUUAGUCCCAAUUGGAAACAAGGAACCAACACAGAAGAAGCCUUCAGUAGCAUUAAAAAUAUCCUCUGACUCCACAGCACCUUGGAGACUGAUGCCAGCAGAGGCAACGGUACCCAGAUCCCAAGUAACUCCUAUUGUUAGACGAACAGAAGUGGCUAAAAACAGGGUCCAAACCACAACUCCAUCCCUGCUGACUGAUUCUGCCUUUAACUUCAAGCGCUAUCUCCUGGACAAGGAUAACAGGAACUUCAAACUCCUCAUUAACCAGCCCAAGAAAUGCAGGAAAACACCUGGAGGUCCCUUUCUGCUCAUUGCUAUCAAAUCGGUAGUUGAAGACUUUGACAGACGUGAGAUUGUCCGGAAAACUUGGGGCAGGGAGGGUUUGGUGAACGGGGAGCAGAUCCAGCGAGUGUUCCUCCUGGGAACACCAAAGAAUAGGACAGUGCUGGCAACAUGGGAGACCCUGAUCCGUCAGGAGAGUCAGACAUACCGGGACAUUUUACUCUGGGACUUCAUGGACACUUUCUUCAACCUGACCCUGAAGGAGAUCCACUUCCUGAACUGGGCCGCUGAAUUCUGCCACAAUGUGAAAUUUAUUUUUAAAGGUGAUGCCGAUGUUUUUGUUAAUGUUGAGAACAUUGUUGACUUCCUUAAGAGGCAUGACCCCUCUGAGGACCUGUUCGUUGGGGACAUAAUCUACAAUGCCCACCCUAUCCGUGUUCGAAAAAGCAAAUACUAUAUCCCAGAGACCAUGUAUGGGCUGAGCAUGUAUCCAGCCUAUGCAGGAGGAGGAGGGUUUUUGCUGUCCAGCCACACCAUGAGGAAGCUCACCAGGGCUUGCAGAGAUGUGGAACUCUUCCCUAUCGAUGAUGUCUUUUUGGGCAUGUGCUUACAGAGAAUCAACCUCAAACCUGUUUUGCAUGAAGGAUUCAAGACCUUUGGCAUCAUCAAGCCUUCUGCUGCCCCACACCUACAGACGUUUGACCCCUGUUUUUACAAAGAUCUCAUGGUGGUUCACAGUCUGAAAGUUGCUGAGAUCUGGCUAAUGUGGAACCUGCUCCACAGCCCACGUCUUUCCUGUACUCAGAAGAAGCAAGUGAAGAAACCUUUCCAGUGGAAAAAGAAAGUUCAAACAACACAGGCAACACCCCUAAGAUAAUGCAG